Molecule: messenger RNA, 911 nt
Organism: Diospyros lotus (date-plum)
Lineage: Eukaryota; Viridiplantae; Streptophyta; Magnoliopsida; Ericales; Ebenaceae
Product: 40S ribosomal protein S10-1-like
Exons: 5
Coding region: 156-695 (179 amino acids)
Cellular component (GO): cytosolic small ribosomal subunit
Molecular function (GO): RNA binding; structural constituent of ribosome
Source: RefSeq, a predicted model, not a curated record
AUCCGCGUUAUCUUAUUCCUAUAUUAGCCGCUAGGGUUUUGAUGGUUUAGGGAGGAGAGCACGAUAUCUAGGGUUCGCCAUUCCGAGAGGCAGAGAGAGGAGGGAAGUCAUUGCGAAUUGCUUGCGGCCGUCGCCGUCUCCUCCUGAUUUCGACGAUGAUCAUCCCAGAGAAGAAUCGGAGAGAAAUCUCCAAAUACCUCUUUCAAGAGGGCGUGUGCUAUGCGAAGAAAGAUUACAACUUGGCGAAGCACCCGGAAAUCGAUGUGCCGAACUUGCAGGUGAUAAAGCUGAUGCAGAGCUUCAAGUCCAAGGAGUACGUGAGGGAGACCUUUGCCUGGAUGCACUACUACUGGUACCUAACCAAUGACGGGAUCGAGUUUCUCAGGACCUACCUCAACUUGCCUUCUGAGAUUGUUCCCAACACUCUGAAGAGAGCUGCCCGCCCCGCCCCUGCUGGCCGUCCUUUUGGCGGUGGCGAUCGCCCUCGUGGUCCACCUAGAUUCGAAGGAGAUAGGCCAAGGUUUGGUGAUCGUGAUGGUUAUCGUGGAGGUCCAAGAGGUGGCCCUCCUGGAGAGUUUGGUGAGAAGGAAGGGGCUCCAGCUGGCUUCCAGCCUUCAUUUAGGGGUGGAAGACCUGGAUUUGGUCGUGGAGGCGGUGGCUUUGGUGCUGGACCUGCUAGUGGAAGUUUUACUUAAGGGGUAGAUUGGCGGAUUUCAUCCUGUUGCGGUCUUACAUGGACAUGAUUGAGAAGGUCAAAUGAUUUAAAAAAAUUUAUGUGCUCCAUAAUGAGAUAGUGGUAUUCGUUCUCUUUUAGCUGUUGAGCAAAGUUUGACUCGUGUGCCAGUUAUGUAAGCAGUCUGAACAAGCUAAUUACCUGGUUUAAAUUUUGAUUUUGGAGAUGAUUGCAGUUA